AUGCCCCUGCAAUUGCAAAUACUUGGUUCAAGUCUCCGAUCACCACCAGCUGUUAGCCACUGCAAUGAGCAGUCGAUGAGAUACAUUGUGAUCGAGAGGAAUGAGCCUUGUCUCUAUAGAGCUGGAAGCGGCUACCCCUUCAAUCGCCCCGCCCUCCAGACUGCAAAUGAGGGCUUUUCGGGCCUUGAACUUGCCGCGGGGACAGUUGGCGGCGCCACUUACAUGAAUGCCGGAGCAAAUGGACAGGAAACGGCCGAUGCUGUGGAAAGUGUUGAGAUUAUGACGAGGGAUGGAGAGUACAUGACUUUAAACAGAAGCGAGCUCGGUUUUGUAUACCGAUGGUCUUCGUUUCGAGACAUGAAGGAAUUGGCUGCUAUAACUGCUGUCACUUUCAAACUGAAGAGGAGAUGUAGCCAGCCAUUGGAGGAGACGAGUGCUGGCUCGGUGUUUUGCAAUCCAGAGAGGACGGAUUUGUCUGCAGCGCAGCUGAUUGAGAGGGCCGGGUUGAAAGGAUGCAGAGUCGGAGGUGAUGUGAUCUCCGAGAAGCACGCCAAUUUUUUCAUCAACCGCGGUGGUGCAACUAGUGGCGACAUGCUUAGACUCAUGGACUUCGCUAAGGAGGCUGUGUGGAGGCAGUUUGGCGUCGAGCUUCAUGAAGAAGAAAUUAAAAGUGUUCUCCAAAAUGUACCUGAGAUCACUGAAGUGGUUGGCACUGCAUCGGCAAAUCAAGUAUUAUGCUUAAGCAAAGAGGACGGGGAAAAGAAACGAAAAGAUGUUCUGCGAUCUCUAUUUACUAAACUUAUGUCGGCUAGCAAGGCCAUCAUAUCUGAUGCAGUCUCCAAGUUGAUAAACCGACUGAACAUAAAGAGGAAGUUCAGUCUAAGAUGA
Molecule: messenger RNA, 888 nt
Organism: Salvia splendens (bonfire salvia)
Lineage: Eukaryota; Viridiplantae; Streptophyta; Magnoliopsida; Lamiales; Lamiaceae
Product: UDP-N-acetylenolpyruvoylglucosamine reductase
Exons: 6
Coding region: 1-888 (295 amino acids)
Biological process (GO): cell wall organization
Cellular component (GO): cytosol
Molecular function (GO): flavin adenine dinucleotide binding; UDP-N-acetylmuramate dehydrogenase activity
Source: RefSeq, a predicted model, not a curated record